Messenger RNA from Larimichthys crocea (large yellow croaker), 2669 nucleotides. RefSeq lists its product as uncharacterized. The transcript has 2 exons. Gene Ontology annotation, molecular function: DNA binding. Bases 900 to 1565 code for a protein of 221 amino acids. NCBI's taxonomy places the organism in Eukaryota, Metazoa, Chordata, Actinopteri, Sciaenidae. The record is from RefSeq and is a predicted model, not a curated record. Gene Ontology annotation, biological process: regulation of transcription by RNA polymerase II. Gene Ontology annotation, cellular component: nucleus; transcription regulator complex.
UAAGAAUAUUUUUGUUUUUGUUGCUUUAAAACUGGCAUUUAUAUCUACAGUGGGAAAGGAUCCUCUUCCAUGGUGUUAAAACAUCAUGUUUCUACCUUUUGAGUGUGUCACCACUGUUGUUUCUCCUUCACACUAGGAAGACGAGGGCGAAGUGAGAACAUUGCAAUGCAGCAAUUACACCACAAGAUUCAACUAAAUAAAUUUAGUGGCAUCUAGCAAUGAAGCACAAUAAACUAGAGCCAGUUGGUUAGUUCAGUCAGGUUUGUACUUGGGCUACUGUAGAAACAUGGCAGAUUAUUCUUAUCGUCCUAUUCUUAUGCUUAUUGCGAGUUAGUAAAAACACAACAAUCUUAUGUGUGGUUACACUAAUGAAAAAGUUAGGCAUAUUAUAUUCCAUUACCACCAUAUUCUGUAAAUAUAGGCCCCCUAAAUCAGACACACUGGACCUUUAACAUUGAGGUUGGAGGUCAGGACCCUGUAGUGUAAUAACAAUUGCAUUAACUAAUAAUGAUCAAAUUAAUUCAUUACAUGGGUUUAAAAUGUUAACAGACAUGCUUUCAACAGUUUCUGUUUGAUUUGUACAGUAACACUCCUAUGUGUGUCUAUAAGAGUUAUUUAUUUAUUCAAAUGUGGCACCAUGUUGGCAUACUGUAAAAUGUGUGUGUUAUCUGCUGGUGGAGUUCAUGUCCAAUCUGUCCUAAUGGUGAUGAAAUGUGAUCAUCAUGUUUUUAUUUUUUAUUUCAUAUUUGCUCACAUAAUGACUGACUUUGACUUUUAUUUUGAAUUAGUGGAUCUUGUGCUUCCUUCUGCCGACCCGAACCUGUCGAGGAAGACGAACCCUGGUCGUGGUCUGCGGACGAAAGGACUUCGCCAUGAAGUGAAUAAACAGAAAAACAAACAUGAACACUGUGGAGAGGAAACUCGCAGAUUUGAUCCGGGCACAUCCGAACUUGUACGACCAGACCCGGCGGGACUACAAAGACAACCUGAAGGGUCAUUUGUCCUGGAAAGAAAUCGCAGACAGCAUGGGAAAGCCGGAGGAGGAGGUGAAGCUGAAAUGGAAAAACCUCCGCGACAAGUUCUGCAAGGCGAAGAAGCGAAUGGCCAAGAGAAACUUCACCCCGCUGACGGACGACGACAACCCGCUGGAGAGGCCCGUCCCGGUGCUGUACAACCAGCUGGCCUGGCUCAGCGCCUAUGUCAAGCCCAGACCAGGAUCCGGCCUGGGGGAGACAGACGAGGGAGCUGGAAGUGGUGAUGACCUGGAGAAACAGCAGGAUAAAGACGAGAAGCACGGUCCACUUCCUGUCGUUAGUACUAGCUUUUCUCUUGUGGAGUCCUCUCCAAACAACCAUCAGGAGAUGGGAGUGUCUCUGAAACGUAAAAGGCAAACCACCACAGAAACUGAGAUAAGUUCUGCAGACGCCCUCACCAACCUCAGAGAUGAAGAUGAACUGUUUCUGCUCAGCCUUCUGCCCUCACUGAAGAGGCUUACCAUUAAAAAGAGGAUGGAGGUGCGGAUGAAGUUUCAGCAAGUGCUUUAUGCUGCAGAGUUUGAGGACUAAAGGGCUCAUCAAAAGGCAAUAAAAAAAAUCGAUGGUCAAUGGUAGGGCUUGUUAUUGUAUAAGUACAAUUGUUCAAGCUUUCAAAUUGUAAAUAUAUUUUUUUUAACAAAUUAUAACUUUAUUUAUUUUUGACCACCAUGACCAUUAAAAAUAUCAAUACGUUGAUCUUUAAAGUUCUGUAUUAUCAAAGUUGUUCAUGUAUCAAGAGCUUUAUGAAAACAGAGAAAAGUGUUUCUCAUUUUGAAUGUAGCCAUCCUUGUGUGACUAGCUGUAAAAUCAACAUAAUUGUUAGUUAGUAAUAAUCUAAUGCAAUCAAAUACAACAGCCCCAUAAUAACGUCUUCCUUUUUUAGACCUUAUACGGUCUAAUUGUCUCAUUUGAGACUUAAUGUUGUGAUGUUGUUGUUUUACUAGGGCUGGAACUAAAUUAUUUUCAUUAUCAAUCCAUCUAUCAAUCAUUUUAUAGAUUCAUUGAUUAGGUGUUUGAUCCAUGUCAGAAAAUGGUGAAACAUGUUAAAUACUGUUUCCUAAAGCUGAAGUUAACAUCCUUAAAUGUUUGAAACGUCUCAAAACGAUUCCUUAAUAUUCAGAAUAAUUGCCGAUUAAUUUAAUUGUUUACAACUAAUCGAUUAAUUGACUCAUGGUUGCAGCUCUAUAUUAAACUGCAUUAAAUAAAUACAUUUAAUAUUUUGUCUACACCCAUUUAUGUAAUUGGGGCAUGGGCUGAGCUGUAUGUAACCUGGUAACUUAGCUUGAAGAAGUGUUUGAGCCUUUGGUUGAUUAACUUUUCAAUACAAAAGUUAUAUUUUAUAUAGAGAUGUAGAGCUCACAAAUACUAAAACUGCUUAGCAGUUAAACUCUUUAAACUCUUUGUCUAGCACUGAUCAUGGUGUUGUUGUUACCAGAUAAACCCUGAAGAUGGAGCUGAAGUUUAACAGAAUUACUGAAAAUAUAAAUACUUUUUUUUUUCACUUUGGGGAAGAAUUAUUCUGCUUGUCAACACUGCCAAUGUUUUUGUAGUUUCUCUGACUGUAUAUAUCUCUCCUUUAUCUUUCUGAGAGGAAUCAUUUCUACCAUAUAUUUUUUACAAAUAAAUAUUUUUUUG